UUCAUAGGCAUAUCCGCAUAUCUAGUUUAUUCUAAACUAAUUAAUGAAUGACCAUUUGAAUGCGGCGACUGAACUUGAAAAAAUGACCGAAGAGUCCGCUGUUAAAGUUUGUGUUCGCGUCCGUCCGCUUAUUGCGAGGGAAGAAAGUACAGCAUCAGAGAAUGCAGAGGCUGUCCAGCUGUUUUGGAGAACUGAUAAAAAAUCAAUUCAUCAGAUCGAUGAUGGGAAUUCCACCAAGACCUUCAGUUUUGAUCGGGUAUUCACAGCUGAAGAAACAACCAAUCAGCUGUACCAGGACAUUGCAAAGCCCCUGGUUGUUUCCACUGUUGAGGGAUACAAUGGAACCAUAUUUGCUUAUGGGCAGACUUCUUCUGGAAAGACCUUUACCAUGAUGGGGAGUAACCAUAUACCUGGUGUGACACCUCUGGCUGUGGAAGAUGUUUUCCAAACCAUUAAAAAUUGUCCAAAAAAGGAGUUCCUUCUCAGGGUGUCUUACAUGGAAAUCUACAACGAGACUGUGACUGAUCUGCUUGUUGACAGCUGGAAGCGAAAACCACUGGAAGUCAGAGAGACAAUCAAUAAAAACAUCUAUGUGGCUGACCUGACUGAGGAGCUGGUUACAUCCCCUGCACAAGCCCUAGCCUGGAUUCGGAAAGGAGAAAAGAACCGCCACUACGGUAAAACAAAAAUGAACCAGCGGAGCAGUCGCUCACACACUAUUUUCCGAAUGAUCCUUGAAAGCCGAGAAAGGAGUGACCUAGCAUCAGGUGAAAAUGCGGAUGGUGCUAUUAUUGUGUCUCAUUUGAAUUUAGUUGAUCUUGCUGGAUCUGAGAGAGCAAGUCAAACGGGAGCUGAAGGCACACGUUUCAAAGAAGGUUGCAACAUCAAUCGCAGUCUGUUUACCCUUGGCCAAGUGAUUAAGAAAGUGACAGAAGAAAGCCAUAAGGGUUUCACGAACUACAGAGACAGUAAGCUAACCCGCAUCCUGCAGAACUCCUUGGGUGGGAACGCCAAAACGGUCAUCAUCUGUACCAUCACUCCUGUCACUCUAGAUGAGACCCUCAGCACUUUACAGUUUGCCAGCACUGCAAAGAAAAUGAAGAACGAUCCCCAUGUGACAGAGGUGUCUGAUGACGGAGCUCUGCUCAAAAGGUACCGAAAUGAAAUUGUUGACCUGAAGCGACGACUUCACGAGGUAUCUUCAGAGACACAGACUACAGUGACUGAGAAGGAGCUUCUAUCCCAGCUCCUCCAAGAAAAAGAUCAUCUCCAGAGAGAACAAGAAGACAGAAUCAGAAACCUGACCAAACUCCUUGUCACCAGCUCCAACCUGGUUCCUGUUAAAAGGAUGCCUAAGCGCAGAGUUACAUGGGGAGGAAAGAUGCUCAGACUUGCACCUUUAUCUGCUGGUGGUGGUUCAUCUAACCUGAGCUUUGCAGAAGCUUUCACUCUUAAAAGGAAAGCUGAUCGAUCCUGUCUGAUGGAGCUGACUGAAGAUGACGAGGAAUUUGAUGCUCACUGGGAGAUUCCUGAUGAGCCAUCAGAUGACAUGGAAAUGAGUCAUAGCUCAGUGACUGUGCAAAGCUUUGGUGACAGUCCCAAAGACUAUACCUCUCCAGACUGGAUGCGUAACCUUUCAGGGAAAGUGUCCAACCUGGAGCUGCAGCUGGAAAUGGAGAGUCAACAGAAAGAGGAGGCCAUGACGAAAGUAGGAACAUUAGAAGGAAGAGUUGAAGAGCUGGAGCUGCAACUGCAAACAGAGGCCCAGGAGAAACAGGAAGCCUUGGAGAAAGUACAGACAACCGAAAAGAAGGCAGCAGAGCUGGAGCUGCAACUGCAAACAGAGGCCGUGCAGAAACAGGAAGCUUUGGAGAAAGUACAGACAACUGAAAAGAGGGCAGCAGAGCUGGAGCAGCAGCAACAAAGCAAAGCGCUGGAGGCCAUGGAGAAGGUGCUGAUGUUGGAAUUGAGAUUGGCAGACCUGGAGAGACAGCUUGAAGAACAGAACCACGGUCAGACUGAAAAUGAACAGGUGGCUGUGUUUGAAAAUACCUGCCCUCUCCCCCAAAUAAAAAAAGAGUUUGCAGAAACCAUCCAGCUGUGUGAAACUCUUGCUUCAGAGAAGAGCGGAGAGGAUCUUGUGCAGGAGUUGGCAAAGCUUCGUCGAUCUCUGAUUGAUGCAGAGGGAGUCAGCAGAGAUACAAAGAAGGAAUGGGCUGUCCUGCGCACAAACAUUGCUCUGGAGGAGAUAAAAGUGACCAUGGCUUCGAACCUUGAAAAGAUGGAAGCUGAAGUUAACAGCUUGCGUUCUCACCUUGAAAUUGAGAAGUCGCGCUACAGAAAGAUGGAGAGUGAUCUCCAAAAAGAGCUUACUGUUACAUUUGAUGAGAACAACAAGCUCACUGAUCUGCUUGAUGGCAAAGUACCAAAAGAUCUGAUAGACCGCAAGGGAUUUGAGCAAAAAGUUGCCACUCUCAGCGAAGAGCUUACAGCAUCUCGUAAAGCAGAGGGAUAUCUCAGAGCUCAGCUGGAAGAGCUUGCUUCAUGUCAAACUCAAAAGCAGUUGGAGGAAAGUGACCAAAAAAGAGCAUUACUGGUAGAAAGAUUGAAUGAGAUGCAGCAGUUGAUAGAGCAUUUGGAGAGGAAGCUUGCUGACAGUGAGGUUUCCAGAACCUCAAUGGAGGAAAUCUGCAAAGAACUUCAAGAACAACAGAAGCAGCAGACUAAAGGGCUUCAAUAUGUGCGAGCUGAGAAAGAAGCUCUCCUGUCUGAGAAGAAAGCUGAAGCUCAGAGCUCUGCAGAAGAGAUGGACCAGCUGCUCUCUACACUUACGUCCGUGACUGCGGAGAGAGACCAACUCAAGGUGGACCUGCAGGAAAAUGUGGAGAUGAUGAUUGAAAAUCAGGAGGAGCUGAGAACUGCUCUGGAGAAGAACCAAGAAACAACCAAAGAGGAUAGAGCUCUCUCUGAGAUGAGCGCACAGCUGGAAGCGCGACAAAAACUUGUGGAGGAGAGUGACCACCAAAGAGCAUUACUGGUAGAAAAACUGAAUGAGAUAGAGAAUCUGAUGAAGCAUUAUGAGAAGAAGCUUGCUGACAGUGAGGUUUCCAGAACCUCAAAGGAGGAAAUCGGCACAGAACUUCAAGAACAAAAAGCUGAAGCGCAGAACUCUGCAGAAAAAAUGGACCAGCUGCUCUCUACACUUAAAUCCGUGACUGCAGAGAGAGACCAGCUCAAGGUGGACCUGCAGGAAAAUGUGGAGAUGAUGAUUGAAAAUCAGGAGGAGCUGAGAACUGCUCUGGAAAAGAACCGAGAACAGAAGGAGCUGCUAAGUCAUUUAGAGACUUUACGAUCAUCCAAAGAGGAUGGAGCUCUCUCUGAGAUGAGUGCACCGCAGGAGGCGCGUCAAAAACAUAUAAAGACUCUUACGGAGCAAGCAGGGAAUGCUGAAAAAGAAAGGAAAGCCAUAUGCAAGGUGAUGUCUGUCUCCGAGGAGAGGGAUCAGCUGCAGGAGACACUGCAGGAAGUGAGACAGGAGAAACAGGAGCUCAGGGCAGAGCUGGGGGACAAGAUGGAUGCACUUCAAAGUGAGAUGAAGACCUUAACAGAGAAACUGGCAAGCAUUGAAACAGAGAGAGACAGUCUGCUCUGUGAGAAGGAAGCCAGCUUUCAGAGAUCCUUUUCUGAGGAGAAGGAAAGGAUGCUGUCUAAGGUGAUGAAUCUCUGUGAGGAGAGGGAUCAGCUUCAGGAAACACUGCAGGAACUGAGACAGGAGAACCAGCAGCUCAGAGCAGAACUGGAGGACAAGAUAGAUACCCUGCAGUGUGAGGUGAAGACUUUAAAAGAGAAACUGGAAAGCACUGAAAGAGAGCAAGACAGUCUACUCUGUGAGAAGGACGCCAGCUUUCAGAGCUCCUCUGAAGAGGAGAAACUGAUUUGCAGGGUGACAUCUCUCUGUCAGGAGAGGGACCAGCUGCAGGAGACACUGCAGGAGCUGAGGCAGGAGAAGCAGCAGCUCAAAGCAGAGUUGGAUGACAAGAUUGAGACACUGCAGUGUGAGGUACAGAAUUUAAAUGAAAAAAUUAAAAGCACUGAAAAGGAGAGAGACGGUCUCCUCUGUGAGAAGGAAGCCAGCUUUAAGAUCUCCUCUGAGGAGAAGGAGAAGCUGCUCUGCAGGGUCACAUCUCUCUGUGAGGAGAGGGAUCAACUACAGGAAACACUGCAGGAACUGAGACAGCAGAACCAGCAGCUCAGGGCAGAGCUGGAGGACAAGAUGAAGACACUGCAGUGUGAGGUGAAGACUUUAACAGAGAAACUGGAAAGCACUGAAAGAGAGCAAGACAGUCUGCUCUGUGAGAAGGAAGCAAGCUUUCAGAGCUCCUCUGAAGAGAAGGAGAAACUGAUUUGCAGGGUGACCUAUCUCUGUGAGGAGAGGGACCAGCUGCAGGAGACAUUGCAGGAGCUGAGGCAGGAGAACCAGCAGCUCAAAGCAGAGUUUGAGGACAAGAUGGAGACACUGCAGUGUGAGGUCCAGACUUUAAAAGAAAAAAUGAAAAGCACUGAAAAGGAGAGAGACUGUCUCCUCUGUGAGAAGGGAGCCAGCUUUAAGAUCUCCUCUGAGGAGAAGGAGAAGCUGCUCUGCAGGGUCACAUCUCUCUGUGAGGAGAGGGAUCAGCUACAGGAAACACUGCAGGAACUGAGACAGGAGAACCAGCAGCUCAGAGCAGAGCUGGAGGACAAGAUGAAGACACUGCAGUGUGAGGUGAAGACUUUAACAGAGAAACUGGAAAGCACUGAAAGAGAGCAAGACAGUCUGCUCUGUGAGAAGAAAGCUAGCUUUCAGAGCUCCUCUGAAGAGAAGGAGAAACUGAUUUGCAGGGUGACCUAUCUCUGUGAGGAGAGGGACCAGCUGCAGGAGGCACUGCAAGACCUGAGGCAGGACAACCAGCAGCACCAGCAGCUCAUAACAGAGCUGGAGGACAAGAUGAAGAAACUGCAGUGUGAGGUGAAGACUUUAAAAGAGAAAAUGGUAAGCACUCAAACAGAGACGGACAAUCGGCUCUGUGAGCAGGAAGCCAGUUUUCAGAGCUCCUCUAGGGAGAAGGUGCUCUGCAGGGUCACUUCUCUCUGUGAGGAGAGGGAUCAGCUAAAGGAGAAACUACAGGAACUGAGACAGGAGAACCAGCUGCUGAGAGCAGCCCUGGAAGACCAGAUGGCGACAAUGCAGUGUGAGUUGCUCAGUGAAGAUCGAGGCUCCACUGGAGUCGAGGUGACAGCGUCAUCAAGGUUGAACGACUCCACCAGGCAGCUUCAGGAGACCUUCAGAGGAUUCCAGCACUUUAUAGACACGUGUUCCAAAUACAUCUCCACACCCAUGGACAAGGUUUUGAGGGUGCAGAGUGCCUUGAACCAUGAUUAUCUGACCUCUCUUCCAAAAGCCACCAUGAGCGCCUACACGACUAUAUGUCAGCUAGGACUUGAGACUGUUCAGACUCUGGGAAACAUUGUAGUGUGCCUACAGGUGAAGGCCCAGGAUUGUCGGGAUCGGUUUGAGGAGUUGGUGAAGAAAGACUUGUCUAUUUUUGAGGAAAGGCGGCUGCAUGAUGUGCUGAGGUGCAGAGUACAGGCACCCACUCUCUCUGUCAAAGACGAGGACUUCCAUGCUGUGUGGGAACACAGACUGGCUGAUCUACUGGACAAGCGGCAGCGCUACCAGCAGAAAAUGUCCAUCAUUUUGGAGAAGUUCUUGGACUAUGUGGCCUCUCAUCCGAAUGAGUUGUCGGUGGAGAUCACAGAGAGGGAGAGGUUCAAGGAGCAGCUACAGGGCGCAAUAAGCGCCCAGCCAAUCAGCUUCAGUGAGCUUGACAGCAUCCUUAGCUGUGAGCUGGACCGCAGAGCUGCCCUGGCCCACAGCAAGAAGAUGAUCCUGCAGGGCAUCACUGCUGAACAUAGUGUUCUGAGUGAAGAGCUGAAGCUGCUGGAGGCUCAGGCUUGUUUUCAGCUCAAAGAGGAGAAAGGCAAAAGUUCCACUCUGCUGCAGGCGAUUGAGGGAGCUCCUCUGAAAUCAGAGCUCUCCUUCCUGAAUGACAACCAGAACCUUCUUGCUCAGCUCAUGCAAACUGAAGAAAAAGUUAAAGCUCUGCAUGUACAAAAUGAGCAGCUGGAGGAGGCACAGAUAAAGGCCACAAACGGUCUGUCCAGCCAUAAGCAGGCCACUCAGCUUCUGCAGACAGAGCUGCAGGACAGCUGUGCGCAAAACGAUGAGAAAGAGAAGACAAUCCAAAUGCUCAGGGGCAAACUGCAAGAGUCUGAGAAAAUAGCGUCACCCAGUGCUGCUGAACUGGAAAAUCUCCAGACUAAACUGUUCAAAAUGGAGGUGGAGUUGAGUUCUGCAUCUGAUAAACACAAACAAGAGAUCCAGAGAAUGAGUACAGUGCUGAGCGUGAAGGAAGAAUCAUUAAGGAAUCUGAAGGAUACGUUGAGGAGGUUACAACAGCAAGGAGAGGAGUCAUUCUUGCAGGGUGAGGACCUUCACACUAAACUGACCAACCCCAGAGGUGUGGUGAUCAAGAGCAGCAUUCUGCUGGACAAGACCAAACUUGAGAAUGAAGUCAAACAGCUUUGCCUUAAAAUAACGGAGCUGGAAUGCUUGGUGUCCACUCAGCAGACAGAGAUUAGCAAGUGGAAGAGCCGAGCCAUCAAUCUGAAGGCAAAGAGGAAAGUUGAAGUGGACAAGCCUUCAUCGCCCUGCAAGACAACCAAGAGGGGUCUACAAGAGACCUCAGACUCCUCCAGCUUCCUCAGCUCACCUAAGAAGUUACUGGUUACUUCUAGGAAGAUCCUAGACUCUCCUAGGAAGGUGAUGGACUUUCCAAAGGUCUAUCAGCUCGACUCCCCCAAAAGCAGUUUCUUUGAUGUGGGUGGGAGCUCGGACCUGCUGCCCAGAACCUUUCCCAAGCAAUUCUUUGAUAACUCCAGCCUUGGCACCAUUCCAGAGAUUUCCCAUGUUCCUGAUACUCCAGAUGCAGAGAGGGAUGCAGCUACAGGACUCGAUGCAGCCAGAAAGGACGAGUGGUGGCCUCAGUCUCCAAAACAAGAAGACAUGUGUAAAACACAGUAAAAUCAAAUAUUUUAAAAGCCUGUGUUUGUCAUAAUUUCUGUUUUCUGUAUUGCUUUUGUUUUCUUUGUCUUUUCUCAAUUUAGAUAAUAAAGGUUAGUAAUACUUAAUAAUGAACAUCUGUUGUC
Molecule: messenger RNA, 7245 nt
Organism: Platichthys flesus (European flounder)
Lineage: Eukaryota; Metazoa; Chordata; Actinopteri; Pleuronectiformes; Pleuronectidae
Gene: cenpe
Product: centromere protein E
Biological process (GO): mitotic cell cycle; microtubule-based movement
Cellular component (GO): microtubule
Molecular function (GO): plus-end-directed microtubule motor activity; microtubule binding; ATP binding
Source: RefSeq, a predicted model, not a curated record